Leguminivora glycinivorella is the source of this 2750-nucleotide messenger RNA. RefSeq names its product proton channel OtopLc-like. Gene Ontology annotation, biological process: proton transmembrane transport. The record is from RefSeq and is a predicted model, not a curated record. Gene Ontology annotation, cellular component: membrane. Gene Ontology annotation, molecular function: proton channel activity. Bases 255 to 2327 code for a protein of 690 amino acids. The transcript has 14 exons. NCBI's taxonomy places the organism in Eukaryota, Metazoa, Arthropoda, Insecta, Lepidoptera, Tortricidae.
CUCUCUGGAGCCUGCUACGUUAGCCUGUAGCUCAAACUGAUUUUUCUCGUAAUAACACGUUUUCCUGCGUACACGUUAAAGUUAAAAGGGAAACAUAAUAGGAAAAUAAAAUAAAAAACCUUAGCUGGAGGCAAUUUGGAUGUGCCGUGUCAAUUCAAUUACGCUCAGCGCUACAGUAUCUUGCUGAAGAUUAGGGCAAUCCGGGCAAUGAGAAAAUAUUCCAGGAAAAAAUCGAACCCAUUUUUAAUUGACAGAUGAGUCCAGGCAGGCGCGGACCCCUGGCCGAGCCAGGCGACCGGCCCAGCGUCACCGUUACCGACAUGGACACUGUGCAGGAGGAGAACGACAACGACAGCGACGAGUCCUCAUACUCGGACAUCCAGCGGCUGCGCGAGCGCACGCACGCCAUGCUGAACCCGGCGUCGGAGCCGCUGGUGCAGGCGCACUCGCAGCCCAACAGCCGCCGCGUGUCCAGCGACAUCGACGCCAAGCUCGCCGCCAACCUCAACACCAGGCGACCGUCGGCGAUCAUCGCGGCGUUCCGGCGUCCGUCGCAGGCGCUGGCGCUGUGCGCGGCCACGCAGCGCCGCUUCUUGUCUGAGCUGACGCCGCAGUCGCGCGCCUCCAUGGCCUCCACGCACGAGCAUCCACCUUCAGCCGCAGAGAUCAUGGGACACGAGGCUCUGAGUAAAGCCCUGUCCGCACUUUACGCGAAAUUACUGGUGGUGCUGGGUCUCGCGUUCCCGGUCACUGAGGUCAUCGCCAACGGAGUUCCUGACGCAUAUUAUCAGGGUUUCUAUUUAUAUCUGUAUCUAGUCUCAGUUAUUUUCGUCAUAUUUCAAUACGCGAACCUGAUGCGUCAGAAGGCAGUUAAUACAAUUAUUCAUGACUAUGAGGAAACGGAGGAGAAAGAUAAAAAUUUAAAGCCGGGGACAAGCGAAAAACCCAAGCAUAAGGAAACUAUAUCGCGCUACGGCAGUUUCUACUUGAGGCUUGGAGCCAUUGCAUUCGGCAUCGGUUCCAUGGUGUACAGCGGUCUAGAGUUCGGAGAGUAUUUUGAAAUGACCGACGAUUGCCGAACUGUGCUGUCUGUCUUCACACCGGCUCUCCGCAUGGCACUAACCCUGCUGCAAAUGCAGUUCAUCUUUCUCACAAGUAAAGAGAUCGAAUCGGGGUCUCACAAAAUGAUCCAACGGUUUGGGUUCAUGCACAUGAUAGCUACGAACCUGUGCGAGUGGUUGUACGUACUGGUGGAGGAGACGAAGCAUGAGAUACACCACCUGGAGCACGCGAUGGUGGCCCGAGGGAACGGGACCCACAGCAACGGCACUUUGGAGAUACCCUGUCGAAGAGCUAACAUUAUGGGCGCGCUGCUACAAAAUGCGUCGCCGUUCUUGUUUCCUUGCACGAUCGAGUAUUCGUUGAUCGUAGCUGUAAUUUUAUAUGAAAUGUGGAAGGAGGUCAAAUGCACCCCUGAAGAUUUCGAGAAGAAAUUUCAUAUUAAUCCAAGAAAUAAAUCAAGAGACAAUUCUGUCACUCCUGAGAAAAUUUUGCAGCAAUUUGCUGGUAUGUUGGGCGUGGGCUCCCCGUACGGCAGCCGUGCCGCUCUGCACCAUUUCUCCGUGGACUGCUCCCACGCACAUCGCGGGCUCUUCUCCGGGAUUCUGGUGAUCGUGGUCACCAUCAUAUCCCUCAUCAUGUUCUUCGUGCUUAGUACUAACCCGGCUACGAUCAACGAUGCAAUAUUUCAAGUUAAUAUAUGCGAGUUGAUCCUGUAUACUAUAACUAUAGUGGCGUGCCUUGCGGCAAUAAAACAGAUGAGAGUGCUUCCUUACAAACGAAAAUCUCGAGCCGUACUACAACUGGACACGUCGCUGCUGAUCCUGGCACAGUCGGGCAUGUUCGUGUACUGCAUGUUCAGUCUGAUCGGCUGCCACCACACGCUGGGUUCCGGCAACAGUGCCGGCCUCACGGGAUUCUUCUCCGAGUUUCUAUCGCUCAAUCAGACUAUACUGCAGUCGCUCUUCAUAAUCGACGCAUGGUGGAGGCGAAGUACUACAUCGGAGCAGCGGCGGGACAAGCCGGGGCGCCAGCUGGUCACCUUCCUGCUGGUGGCCAACAUGGCCAUGUGGGCCAUCAACACGCUCGAAAAGAAUCGUGCUGAAUUCCGACCAGCUCAUUUGGAUUUCUACGGUCCAUGGGCCUGGACCAUCAUCACGCACGUCUCCAUGCCGCUGGCGAUCUUCUACCGGUUCCAUUCGACAAUAUGCCUCUUCGAAAUCUGGAAAAAUUGCUUUAAGAAUAAGCCCCUAUAUCUUAAUGUGUAGUAAAAUUGUAAUCGACAGUACAGCGAAUUUAUUCUUAAAGGGGUGUGCAAUUUUACAACUGGGUGUGCCAGUGUACCUAUUGAAAAUAAUGAUCUUACAACAUUAUUUUAUUUAUUAAUCAAUUAAUAAUAAGAAAAUGGGUUGAGUACCAACCUACCUGCCUAUACACGGUGUAACAUGAGAAGCCCGAAAAGUUUUAACCAGGCAUUUUUGACUUGAAAUGUGACUAGGGUCACACCGUUAAAAUCAUUCGGUUUUCUUAUGUUACACCGUGUAUAAAGCAUAACUAUUUAUUAAUAGUGACAAAGGUGGCAAGUAAUAUAUACUUCAGAUACUACGUUGACUUCGAAUAAAUGUCACAAAAAACAGGAUAUUGUUACGUACAAAAUAAAACACACUUAAAACAUUACCAAUGUUAUCAUU